GGCACGAGCGGAUGUAGGCUUUGACAUCAGCAAGGAGGGAAGGCCAAUGGAAAUAACGGAAGAUGGUAUCAAAGGUUUUCUGGAAACCAAGGUGGCCAGUGGUCUUGGCGUCGUGGUGCUCGGCCAAGAGCUGGGUUUGGAGGCCACGGGCGUCAGGGAUGCAGAGUCGGCGGGAGCCUUUGGUUUCAAUAUAGAGAAGGUUGUCGUGGAGGGCAUAGCCGGAGACGGGGUCGAGGUCACGGAGUUCGUUGUAGAUGGUGGAGAAGUCGGGGCAAGAGAGGUAUCAUUGGGUGUAGCGAUGGUGGAGCGAUGGCAGGGGCUGGAUGUGGGUCAUGGUGGCGUAGACUUUCUCAAGGGGCUUGUGGUUGGGGCGGCGGGAAAGGGCAUCGGCAACACGGUUGCUUUUGCCGGGGGUGAGGCAAAUGGUGAAGGUAAAUUGGGCAAGGAAGUCGAGCCAGCGGGCUUGGCGAGGGGUGAUGCCUUUCUUGAAUUUCUGGUCGCGGAGAAUGGCGCGGAGACGAUCAAGGUGGGACUCGAAGGUGGGGCUAAAAACAAGGAUGUCGUCGAGGUAGAUCAUGACACAGACUUCGAGGAGGUCGCGGAAGAUGUGGUUCAUGGUGGAUUGGAAUGUGGCGGGGGCGUUGGUGAGACCGAAAGGCAUUACGAGAAACUCGUAGUGCCCGAAGCGAGAGCGGAAGGCGGUUUUGUGGGUGUCCUCCUCGCGGAUGCGGAUCUGGUGGAAGCCACUGCAGAGGUCGAUCUUGGUGAAGUAUUUGGCUCCACGGAGGCGGUCAAGAAGUUCGGAUAUCCGGGGAAGCGGAUACUUGUUCUUGAUCGUGAUCCGGUUCAAGGCGCGGUAGUCCGUGCACAUGCGGAGUUCCGAGGUGCCGUUCUUCUUGACGAAGAGACAACUGGUACCGAAGGGGGAGGAGCUAGGCUUAAUGAAUCCUUUUUCAAGGAGUUCAUUAAGCUGGCGCUUCAUUUCUUCGGCCUCGGGGACGGAGAGCUGGUAUGGGGUGCGGCAAGGGGGGGAGUGGCCGGGCUUGAGAUCAAUGGUGUGGGAAACACCUCGGUCAGGAGGUAGUCCGGCGGGCAAGGAUUCGGGAAACACGUCUUUAAAUUUGGAUAGG
Chara braunii is the source of this 1130-nucleotide messenger RNA. NCBI's taxonomy places the organism in Eukaryota, Viridiplantae, Streptophyta, Charophyceae, Charales, Characeae. The record is from the annotation of a GenBank genome assembly.